Messenger RNA from Topomyia yanbarensis, 773 nucleotides. RefSeq names its product probable salivary secreted peptide. Lineage: Eukaryota; Metazoa; Arthropoda; Insecta; Diptera; Culicidae. Bases 92 to 445 code for a protein of 117 amino acids. The record is from RefSeq and is a predicted model, not a curated record. The transcript has 2 exons.
CUUACUUCCUUGCUUCCGAUAUCAGUCCGUACUAGAAUAGGUGAAAGUGAACAUUAGCUAACUAAAACAACAACCUACAAGUGUCAUCAAGAUGAAGUUCCUGGUUCUAGCUGCUGUUUUGAUCUCACUUGGUGCUCUGGUCGUUAGUCAGAGUCACAACUACGCUUGGGGAUACCGAGGACCGUACGAUGUGAUGUUGAACCGUACGAUUGCCAUCAAGUCAUCCUCGAUGCUGCAGGUCAAAACCAUGGAUCUAGUUUAUCCGCUGAAGGGUCAGCUGGGUCGUAACAUUACGGCCAUAAACAUCACGGAUCAGUAUAUCAACGGUAAGGGUGGGUACGCGAGUCUGCUGUCCGGUGGCGUCGGCUUCAAUCAAACAAAGAUUCAUUUGAAAUCACAGCGGGGUAACGGUUUCAACUUUAUCGUGGAAAUUUAUGGCCGCUAAUUUAGACAACAGCGACCAGAAGAGUGGAAAUGAGUCAGCGCCGGAAACUGGCUGCCUGAUCUGAAGUUAUUUACUCCAAGCAGAAUGCGUGUUUUUGUAUGGACAAAAUUAAUUAUGAAUGUGUGCUUAUCAAUUCGAAGCAUUAUUGAAUUGGUCAUUAUGUAGAGUACAUUUCAUUGUCUUAUUUAUAGAUCUGUAAAAAUAUAAAGCCGAUAAGAGAAACAGCUGUAGCUAUCGCUACAUAUUGUUUUUCAUUCAUUCGUUUGUUUGUAUCUCCAAUCUGAUUCACAUUGAUCAAUAACAACCAUUGAUUGUAUGAAAACGUUAA